AUGGAUCAACCGAUGGACAUGGAGAUGGAGAAGAAGGACGCGUCGUCGGCGCUCCAGAGGAGCCUCUCCGCCGUCACCUACUACUGCGGCGCGUGCGGGUACGACCUGCGCCUGCGCUCGUCGGACCGGAACACGGCGGGCAUCGUGGGCGGCAGGUACGGACGCGCAGCGCGGCGCGGGGUGGUGGCCUUCGACGCCAUCGACGACGCGCGGUUCGGCCACACCGACGAGUUCCGCUGCGUCGACGUGCGCGCGCGCAGGCUCUUCGUGCGCCGCACCCGGCUCCUCUGCCGCAAGUGCGGCGCCACCCUCGGCUUCGGCUACGACGACCGCGGCCGCGGCGCCGACGGCAGCAAGUCCCCGCGCUACGACAUCAGGAUCCACGCGCUCCAGCCUCUGGCCGACGCCGACGACGGCGACGGCACGGCCGCCUAGCCGCCCGCGCCGUCUG
Molecule: messenger RNA, 451 nt
Organism: Panicum virgatum (switchgrass)
Lineage: Eukaryota; Viridiplantae; Streptophyta; Magnoliopsida; Poales; Poaceae
Exons: 2
Coding region: 1-435 (144 amino acids)
Source: RefSeq, a predicted model, not a curated record